Cucurbita maxima (winter squash) is the source of this 970-nucleotide messenger RNA. Its product is annotated as ORM1-like protein 3. NCBI's taxonomy places the organism in Eukaryota, Viridiplantae, Streptophyta, Magnoliopsida, Cucurbitales, Cucurbitaceae. Gene Ontology annotation, cellular component: endoplasmic reticulum membrane. Gene Ontology annotation, biological process: ceramide metabolic process; intracellular sphingolipid homeostasis; negative regulation of ceramide biosynthetic process. Bases 286 to 759 code for a protein of 157 amino acids. The transcript is spliced from 3 exons. The record is from RefSeq and is a predicted model, not a curated record.
UUUGUUUAGUUGGGGCGGUGGUAAGUGUCGUUAUAAUGCUUUCUAAAUAUCAUCAGAGCUUGGUUACCAAUUUUGAGCACUGGUUUUCGAUCAUUCAUCCAACCCCACGAAGAAACCUUACCUAAAAUCUAUCUGGGUUUCGUUUGUAAUAUUCGAGCUACUUAGCACGCGAUCGAACGCUGCAAUCUGUUUUGCAAAUCGGAUCAUUUUUCUCAGUCAAAUCCGAAGGGGAGGUUGGAUUUUUCCCAUCAGCAGUGUUUCGGGACAAAAUCAGAAUCUGGGUCGAUGGCUAGUCUCUAUGUGAAGGCUGUACCUCCGGCGGAUCUGAACAGGAACACAGAAUGGUUUCUGUAUCCUGGUGUUUGGACCACCUAUAUUCUCAUUCUCUUCUUCGUUUGGCUUCUCGUCCUCUCUGUAUUUGGCUGCUCUCCUGGCAUGGCCUGGACCAUCGUCAACCUAUCCCAUUUUGCUGUCACUUACCACUUUUUCCAUUGGAAGAAAGGGACACCCUUUGCUGAAGACCAAGGGAUGUACAACCGAUUGACGUGGUGGGAGCAGAUUGAUAAUGGAAAGCAGCUUACCCGCAACAGAAAGUUCUUGACUGUUGUUCCCGUGGUGCUGUACUUGAUAGCCUCACACACAACUGACUAUCAACAUCCAAUGUUAUUUCUGAACACGCUUGCAGUAAUUGUACUAGUUAUUGCCAAGUUUCCCCAUAUGCACAAGGUACGUAUCUUCGGAAUCAAUGCCGACAAGUGACGCUCACAUCCAAACAUUUCUGGUUGGGUUUGUCAAAAAGCGUCUCGUCCUCUCAAUCUGGUAAAAUGUUAUAUCUUUGUAUAGUAGUUGGGACUGGAAAGAUACUGAACAACUUGUAGUUUUUUUUUUUUUUUUUUUUGUUUUGUACUGACUGCUUGUUUCGCCUGUUGCUUAAUGAAUAAGUAAAUGCAGUUAUCUUUUACACAGUACA